AGAUUUCAUCAAAAUUAGAUGCACCAAAAUGGUGCGAAAAUGCAUCACGUCGAAAUGCACCAUAAACCUUCGAAAAUGCACUAUCUCAAAAUCUGAGCGCAGGAUGCAAUCUGAGCCGCACGAUGCAUCAGAUCCGACGGCUAGAUUUUAUUCUCAUUUCUCUCCACAGGGCAACCCUGCACGUUCUACACUCUUCUCCAAGCUGUUCAAAUCCGUGGACACCGAUGAUAAGCCAUCAGAUAAAUCCAGCUUUAAAGGCUGUCCUUCUGUUUCCUUCUCUAAAGAAGAAGUUGAGGCCCUCUCCAACUGUUUCAGGUUUGCUCUGAUUGGCAGAUUCCGGCGUAGACCUCCCAUUGUAGUGGUGAAAAACUUCCUGAUCAGGUUAGGCUUGAUUGGAGGUUUUACGAUUGGUGAGCUCAACUCCAACUCAAUUCUCAUCAACUUUGAGCAAGAUGAAGAUUAUCAACGUUUCUUCCUACGCAAAUCUUGGACUCUUGGAAAGGAUAUCAUGGUAGUAACCAAAUGGUCUCCCAACCUUCGUCCUGAUGAAGAUUCUCCAAUUGUGCCGGUCUGGGUGACUAUCCCGAAUCUCCACAUUCACCUUCAUGACCAAAAAGCUUUAUUCUGCAUCACCUCCAAACUGGGUAAACCUCUCAAGGUUGACAGCGCCACACUCAACUUCUCUCGUCCUAAAGCUGCUAGAGUGUGCAUUGAGAUUGACGUGUCCAAGAACCUUCAUCAGAAGAUCCACGUCAAGCAUAUCGAUGAUGACCUCUUUUUCCAGAAUGUACGGGGAGUCUCCAAGAGGUGCGAGAGGCUUUCCCACUUGAAGAAGCACCGUUCUAUUGAUUUUUUUGUUCUCAUUGAACCUCUGGUUAUGGCUAAUAAAGGUAAAACCCUAGCUUUUAAGCUGGGUUUUAAUGGGUUCCUUAGUGCUGCUAAUAACAAAAUUUGGUUCCUUUGGGACACUAGUAGGUUUUCUUUGAUUGAUGUCAUUGACGCUGGGCAGAUUUCUCACUUCUCCCUAAGGGAUAUCCACAAGAGUUUUACUUUCACCAUUAGUGGUAUUUACGGGGGUCACACCACUAAGGACAGGAAACUUCUUUGGAGUAAUAUUGAAUCAUUCAAUGCCAAUGUCAAUCACCCUUGGUGCCUUGGGGGGGAUUUCAACACCAUUUCAGACUUUCUUCAUCACAAGGGUUCUAGGUUGCCUGAGCUGGAGGCUAUUACUGAUUUUAGUGACUGCAUCAGGAACAACAACCUCCUUGAAUGUAAUUACACUGGAUCAGCUUAUACUUGGCAUGGGGUCAGAAGCAAUGGUAAUGUAUGGCGGCGUCUUGAUAGAGUUUUCUACAAUACCUUCUGGGCUGAUCAUUGGAACAUAAUCUCGAUGCAGCAUCUUGCUAAGGGUGGAAGUGAUCACUGCCCCAUUUUAUUUCUCUCCAAACCUGAUGCUAAAAACACCACCAAAUCCUUCAGAUUCCAAAAUAUGUGGUUAUUAAGAGAAGAUUUUAGGCAGAUCUGCAAGGAUAGUUGGGAGGAAAUUCCUUUUCAUGGGGGAAUGCAUAGUCUCUUCAAAAGACUUCAUCAUCUCAAAGAGAAACUUUCUUCCUGGAAUAAAACUCAUUUUGGCAACAUUUUUGACAUGAUUAAGGAGGCAGAAACUGAUGCCACUAAAGCUGAGCAGCUGUUUGAGGCUGACCCUUCAACUGAUAACAAAAUCCUUUAUAAUCAGAAAUUGGCAGAACUUCAGGAAGCUCAUAGGAGAGAAUAUGCCUUUUGGAAGCAAAAAUGUAACCUUAAAUGGUUGAAAGAUGGAGAUGCCAACACAAAAUUCUUUCACAGCCUGGUGAAAGAAAGGAGGAGACAACAGCAGAUUACAAGUCUCUUCAAUGAUCAAGGACAAUUAAUUGAUAAGCCAGAUGACCUGGAAGCCCUUGCAGUUACCCAUUUCACUACUCUCUUAAAUUCCUCAGAACCUUGCAGCUCUAGUGAAGUUUAUUCACAGUUUCUUAGCACCAUCCCUCAUCUUAUAGAUCACACUCAGAAUGAAUGUCUUAUGUCUCUGCCCACUGAAGAGGAAAUCAAAGUUACUGUCUGGGGCAUGGAUCCUAAUUCCUUUCUUGGUCCAGAUGGUUUCAACAUCAACUUUUUCAAGCAAUGCUGGGAUAUUAUCAAAGACGAUUUAACUUCUGCUUGCCAAGAGGUCUUCCUUGGAAUUCCUCUUCCCAAGGCAGCAAGUUCAUCGAAUAUUUGCCUGCUUCCUAAAACUGAUAAUGCAAUGAGACUCAAUGAUUUUAGACCAGUUUGCCUAUCUACUAUGGCCUCAAAGAUUGCCUCUAAAUGCAUUGCUAAUAGGCUUGGAAAGCUCCUUCAUCUAAUUAUUUCUGAAGAACAAGGGGCUUAUGUUCCAGGAAGGGAGAUUAUGGAGCAAAUUCUUAUCACUAAGGAGUUGGUACAUCACAUCAAUAGGAAAGCUCAUGGUGGAAACCUUAUCGUCAAACUUGACAUGGCCAAAGCUUUUGAUAAGCUUAAAUGGUCAUACCUGAUGGACAUCCUCAAGGCUUUUGGCUUCUCUCCUCAGUUCAUCCGCAUGCUAAUGAGAGCUAAAUAUUGGAGGGAUGGUGAGAUGAAGGCCAACAUUAUUGAUUCCCCAGUCUGGAAGAGAAUCUUCAACAUUGAUGAAUCUGCCAUUGACACUUGUUCUGUCUCUGAUGAUGGCAUGAUGCACUGGAAGCUUGAUCCUAGUGGCUCUUUAACCUUCAAAUCAGCAUAUGAAUUCUGUAGAGCAGGUUCAAUCCCCAGGGCCUCUUUUAAAUACCUUUGGGAAUCCCCCCAAAACCCAAAAAUCAGCAUCUUCACUUGGAAACUGUUCCAGCACUGUAUUCCUAGUCCUGAGAAUCUGCAGAAACUUGGUUUCCUCAUGCCUUCAAUGUGUCCUUUCUGUCAAAGGGAAUCUUACACUGCCAAACAUUCCCUUAUAGACUUCCAUAUGAUCAAAGGGGUUUGGCAUCAUUUCUCAGCCUGUGUUGGAAUCUUACACCAGGACUCCACAAGUAUUAACCAACACUUCAUGAACUGGUGGCUUAGAGGAAACAAUAACAUUUAUGGUUUCCUAAGAAAGCACUUGCCUGGAAUCAUUUCAUGGCACAUUUGGAAAGCUCUUAACUCACUCUUCUAUGAGGACAUGAACAAUUUCAAUCCCUCAAAGCUUAUUGAUUCCAUUUCUAGGUAUACAAGGAACUGGCUCCAAAUGAAACUGCCUAAACAACUUAGAGUCUUUGAUGCUUGGCUUAUAGGCACAAACUUACUGCCUAAAUUCCAAUCCAAUCCUUCCAUUCGAUUGGUCAAGUGGCUAGCACCUCCUAAGGGCAGGCUCAAACUUAAUGUGGAUGCUUCUUUCACCCAUAAUGCUAAGCAGGGAGCAGCUAUUCUUAGAGAUGACCAGGGAAGAUUCGUUGGUGCCGCCUCUUUCCAAGUUACAGGUGAAUCACCCUACCAAGCUGAAGUGGAUGCAGCCAUCAAAGGAAUAACAUGGGCGCUCAAGUUUAAUAAACUCCUUGUGUUCGAGACGGAUGCUAAGGAAAUCACUUUGAUGAGAAUUGAGUUGGAGUUGAGCUCACCAAUCGUAAAACCUCCAAUCAAGCCUAACCUGAUCAGGAAGUUUUUCACCACUACAAUGGGAGGUCUACGCCGGAAUCUGCCAAUCAGAGCAAACCUGAAACAGUUGGAGAGGGCCUCAACUUCUUCUUUAGAGAAGGAAACAGAAGGACAGCCUUUGAAGCUGGAUUUAUCUGAUGGCUUAUCAUCGGUGUCCACGGAUUUGAACAGCUUGGAGAAGAGUUUAUAAUUUAAUGUUUUCGAAAAUAAUUUAAAAGGCUUUUUAUAACUUAUUGAGAUUUAACUAAUAUAUUUUGGAGAUAAUGAUUUAUAAAUUUUGGAAAUUUUAUUUCCAGGACUGUCUGGGGUGAGCGCGGCUCACCCGGUGUAUGUAUACUUCUAUUGCCUGUGUGGAUGUAUGAUAUGCAUGGUGGAUGAUUGUGGCUAUAGUUUAUUUGAUUAUAAUACGGCGUGCGUGUCGUGCCUUAUCUCUUAAACUCUUGUUGUAAAUCUAUUUCUCUCUCUUACCUCAACCGAGGAUUCUUUUCUCACGUGGUGGUUUGAAGACGAAAAGUUUUGAAGUCCGUUUGAAGAAAUCUAAAAGAAUGGA
Messenger RNA from Cuscuta campestris, 4210 nucleotides. NCBI's taxonomy places the organism in Eukaryota, Viridiplantae, Streptophyta, Magnoliopsida, Solanales, Convolvulaceae. The record is from the annotation of a GenBank genome assembly.